ACCGAGCUCUCCCCCUGCUCGGAGCCAGAUCCCUGUGUGUCAGCCGGCUGGCGAGUACAGAACACGUGUUUUCACGGAAGUCAAUAAAUCAAUUUCCAAAUAUUACCACUAUAAAAAGAAGCUGCUUCUAACCGGAGGUGAUUUAAGACCAUUAGAUAAGGAAGAAGAAGGAAAAGAUGAUCUGAAAUCAAAGUGCUGCGGAGGAAUUUCGGCCAAGCCGUGAGAGCACGGAGCGCACCGAAGGACGACGACCGAGAGGGGCCGCGGGCAGCGUGCUCGGAGCCGGGGUCUCGCCAGGCCUCGGGCCCCGCCGGCCUGGCCCUGCCGUCGGCAGGGAGAUGGAAGGCUUGAUGUCUAGCUCCGCUCUGCCACCCUUAUUUGCAGAUGAAGAUGGCUCCAAGGAAAGUCACGAUCUGGCUACGACUGGGCUAGCGCACCCCGAAGUGCCCUAUGGCAGUGGAGCCACGUCAUCCGGCAACAAUCCAGAAUUUGUAGAGGAUCUCUCCCAGAGCCAGCUGCUUCCGAGUGAGUCUUCAAACGCUGCAGAAGGCAGCGAGCAGAGACAAGAAGAUGAGCAAAGAAGUAAACGUGGAGGUUGGUCCAAAGGGAGAAAGAGGAAGAAACCUCUUCGAGACAGCAAUGCACCCAAGUCCCCACUUACGGGCUACGUUCGUUUCAUGAACGAGCGUCGAGAGCAGCUUCGUGCGAAAAGACCCGAGGUCCCAUUUCCAGAAAUCACCAGGAUGUUGGGCAAUGAGUGGAGCAAACUGCCUCCUGAAGAGAAGCAGCGCUACCUUGACGAAGCAGACAGAGACAAGGAGCGGUACAUGAAGGAGCUGGAACAGUACCAGAAGACUGAAGCCUACAAGGUCUUCAGUAGAAAAACCCAGGACCGUCAGAAAGGCAAAUCUCACAGGCAAGAUGCAGCCCGACAGGCCGCUCAUGAUCAUGAGAAAGAAGCAGAAGUAAAAGAGAGAUCUGUUUUUGACAUCCCUAUAUUUACUGAGGAAUUUCUGAAUCACAGCAAAGCGCGCGAGGCAGAGCUCCGCCAGCUUCGCAAGUCCAACAUGGAGUUCGAGGAGAGGAACGCGGCCCUACAGAAGCACGUGGAGAGCAUGCGCACGGCAGUGGAGAAGCUGGAAGGGGAUGUGGUCCAGGAGCGGGGCCGCAACGCAGUCCUACAGCAGCACCUGGAGACCCUGCGGCAGGUGCUGGCCAGCAGCUUCGCCAGCAUGCCCCUGCCUGGAAGUGGAGAGACUCCCACCCUGGACACCAUUGACUCUUACAUGAACAGACUGCACAGCAUUAUUUUAGCAAAUCCCCAAGACAAUGAAAACUUCAUCGCCACUGUCCGAGAGGUGGUGAGCAGGCUGGACCGUUAGGACCGGUCUUAGGGAUCCAAGAUGUUCUGUGUUUUUGCUUGUGUGGAAUGAGAAGCCAUCUGUGGAAAUUUGAACUGAGAGCAGCAGAGGAGGACUGAGGAUUCCAGGGGGGAGGCUGGUGUGUGUGAAAUACCCUCCCCCCAGGAGACCACAGGCCGGGGCGCGUGGGACUGACCUGCAGACCGGCCCUGUCCCUCCUGAGGCUGUGCGGCCCGGCCCCUCCCCUGGGGCUGCCACCUGCCAUGGACAGGAAGACUUCCCCUUGUGGCAGUUCCGAUUGGACCCCUCAAUGGGUGACACUCCAGAUUUUUUGUUUGUCUGCUUUUUACUUAGCUGUCACUUUUUCUUACGCCUUUUGGGUGGAUUUUUUUUUUUUUUUUCCUUUCCUUCACCCAUACCAAGUUGUACAUCUCCAUUUUCUGACCUCUGGGCUUGGGCGCAGCAGGGCUCUGGAGAGCCUCUCUCAUUGGAUGGUCCCAAUCUUCUCCCAUCAUCGCCCUGCUGAGCUUGGGAAGAAAGGAGCUUCUUGUUGACAGAGCCCUGUGGAGCAGGGCUGUGUUCCCAGCCCUCGUGGGCGCAGUGGGGGCCGGCCCUCAGCAGGCACCAUGAUUGCCGGCCUGAAGGAAGGCAGGCUUGCUCCCCUCCUGCCCCCGUUCCCCCCAUGCUGUUCGGGCUGCACUCCCGUGCAGUCCCGCCCCAGCCAGGCCCCAGCCAAGCGCUCCUGCCCCCAUCUGUUGGCAGUGUCUUGUGGAGCAUUUCUUUUUGUGGAGGAAAAGGUCACUGGUAAACAGGAGGAAGGGAGAAAGCCAAAACAAGCCCAAGAUUACUCCAAGUGGAAAUGGGGGUCCCUAGGUCUACUUGGGGUACACAGGUGGCCCAGGAGGAAAUAAAUGGCAGAGGGCAUGGGGGAUUCACGCAUGCUUUGUCCUGUGGCCAUUGACCGCUGCAUCUGUAUGAAAAAAAAAUCCCCUGCCUUCUCCCUCACCUUAGUAAGAGCAGAACGGGCUCUGCCUGGCCUGGGGUCCUGCUUUCCUCUCCGCUCUGGGGUACAGGGGUAACGUCGGCAGCCAAGCGCCGAUUAUCUGCCCCCCCCACCAAAGGCACGGGGCGGGCAUGCAGCCCUCUCACCACUGUGUCCUUCCUGGUGCAGGGUGAACCCCACUACAUGGCCGGAUGUCCUCCCCCCGACAUCUCACGAAAUCCAAGGCAGGCGGGGGGGCACCAACAAUUAAAAAAACAACUUUGUGCACUGAAGCCCACAUGCCAGCACCUGGCAGUUUGGGGGCACUGAGCACCCCUUGGUUAUGUCGUGCUGUAGAGCCAGGCAGCUCCACUGCAGCGUUUUCCCCUCUCCCGGCUCUCAUCUGCUGUUUGGGCCACGUCGUAAGAGUCCUUGACUGUGAAGGCCAAGCUGGAACUCAGUGUCUGUAGCCGCAGGACACCCCCGGCUGCCCCCCGCCAGCUGCUUCCUGUCCUUCCCUCCAGCCUCCCACCCCUGCUGUUGCCGCUCUCGCCCGCGGGAGCUGUUCCUGCAGCCCUGGUGGCAUCACUGUGGUGACUGGGAAAGCCUGUGCCUUCUGCCAUCCUGUCCGUGACUGGGCUCAUUUGCAUAUUCAAAUGUGUAGCUGGAUCCCUGGGGAGUCGUCGCAGUGGCAUCAGAGUCCAGUGCCAGCCCUCCGGGGCACCGCCCCUGACCCCGCCUCGCCGGGUGUCAGCCGUCAUCACUGCCAGCUUCUGGGGAGCAGGUCUGUGCACCCCCCUCUCCUCCACCCAUAAGGGACAGAGACUUCUUGUUUUCUAGCAAAUUCCUCGAUGUGACCACACGCCCAUGGUUCUCUCAAGAAAUAAGCUGUUGGCUCCGAGUGUUCACACAUUUCCCUUUUUUAUUUGUCUUAAAACAAGGAGCAGCUGAGGAAAAGGGAGACAGAGGUGUUUUGUUUCUGACAAACUUUAGAAGAAAAAAAAACGUACAUGUGUUUGGGACUGUUGAAAUGCCAAGUUUUCCGUACAAGUGUUUUUGUAAUUAAACUUUUGGUUUUCUUCGUUGUCUUUUUUUUUUUUUUUUUUUAAAGAAGUUGAUGUGGUUGCUUGACAUUUGUCUCAUUAAAACUUUUCUAUGUGGAACCCA
Dipodomys spectabilis (banner-tailed kangaroo rat) is the source of this 3510-nucleotide messenger RNA. RefSeq names its product high mobility group 20A (gene Hmg20a). Gene Ontology annotation, biological process: regulation of gene expression. The record is from RefSeq and is a predicted model, not a curated record. Gene Ontology annotation, cellular component: nucleus. Bases 339 to 1382 code for a protein of 347 amino acids. Lineage: Eukaryota; Metazoa; Chordata; Mammalia; Rodentia; Heteromyidae. The transcript has 11 exons.